Colletotrichum higginsianum IMI 349063 is the source of this 495-nucleotide messenger RNA. RefSeq names its product von Willebrand factor. Lineage: Eukaryota; Fungi; Ascomycota; Sordariomycetes; Glomerellales; Glomerellaceae. The transcript has 2 exons. The record is from RefSeq and is a predicted model, not a curated record. Bases 1 to 495 code for a protein of 164 amino acids.
AUGUCUGGUCAAUCUUGGCCCGAGGUACAGAACGUUCUCCACGCCAUCACUCCAAUCUGCACAUCCCAUGAUGAUGACGGCGUCGACCUGUACUUUCUAAACCACAAAUCAUCAAACAGCGACACCGUCAAGACAGGCAAGGCCGCCAGCGGAUACUACAGCAUCCGCAGCGCCGAGACGGUCACCAACAUAUUCACCACGGUCAGUCCCAGAGGCGGCACACCCACCGGUCAGCGCCUCCACUCCAUCCUCCGGCCUUACCUGCAACUCCUCGAGCGGAAUAAGGACGGCAUUGAUAGCGUCAAGCCGAUCAACAUCAUCGUCAUCACCGACGGCGCACCCUCGGAUGAUGUCGAGUCUACUGUCAUCUCCGCGGCCAAGAAGCUCGACACACUCGACGCCCCUAUGCAUCAGGUCGACAGCAUUCUCAAGGUGGUGCUCGGUUCGGUGGUCAGACGUCUCGACCGCCGUCCUACCAGUGGCGAAAAUCGCUGA